Molecule: messenger RNA, 3930 nt
Organism: Poecilia reticulata (guppy)
Lineage: Eukaryota; Metazoa; Chordata; Actinopteri; Cyprinodontiformes; Poeciliidae
Source: RefSeq, a predicted model, not a curated record
GUCUUUAAGUUUCUUUAUUCAAAGGCAAAAGUGUUUGAAGUCUCACUGAGCGCAGUCAGGAGACGAGCCCUGAAGGACACAUCGUUAUAUAGUCACAGAGACGGAGACCCUCCCAGUCUGAUCUGACCUCUACUGCCAGAUGGACCAGAGACACGCUGACCCCUCCUCAUGAACUAUCUCACCUCUUGGAGGAGAUGAUUUUAUGGCAGGAAAGAGCUGAUAAGGAUUUCAGGAGGAACUUCUAACACUUCUUUGUCAGUUCAUGGGUUCAGCUCAACUACAUCCCACACAUCAGUCCUUUAAGACAAUCAUCAGAUCAGGCGUUUUACCCAAGACGUCUUCAGGUCUCUUCUGCCAUCACGGCUGUAGAAACAUCUAAACAUUAUCUGCAAACUUGUUUAAUGGACAAACACAUUUUGCAGAAAUACAAAAAGCAGAUAUAAUCAGUAAAUAAAUGGUAAAAAGUGUCAUCAGUUCCUUCAAGAAUGAAAUAAGACUGAAAAUGACAUUUUCUAUUUCACACUUGAGCUUAAAGUGUCACAGAAGAGCAGCAGACAAAUCAAAUGUUUGUUUCCAGAGUAAACAGGAAUCUGAGUCUGACAGGUAAUAAAACCUGACAGAAACAUUUUCAAUUAUUCAUCCUGGACUCAGCAGCAGCUGCUUCACUUCAGGAGGCAACAGCAAAACCUCCCUCAACAAGGUUUCUGGGUUUUUAGUUCAAUUAAUUAAAAAGCUGAAUUCACUAUUCAGAGUUAAUUAUUGUUCUGCUUUGCCUCCGUUUUCAAUAGAAAUGUGCAGCUUGAAUGUGAGAAAUUACAGAAUCUGUAAAAAAAACUUUCAUUUUCUCAACAAAUUGUGAUUUUAGGUGAAGCAAUGAACCGUGUUCUGUUUGGACCGCCAGGUCUCAGCCACCCGGGCCAUCAGAACCAGCGUUCAGAGACGAUCCAGGUCACAGAACCCUGGACUUCACCCAACAGUUAUCAUGCUUCCCACUUCCAGAUUUCUGCAGGAAUUGGAUUGACAUGAAGGCCCCGCCCACUUUACCAUGACCACGCCCACCGCAUGGUAACCCCGCCCACUUUUGAGGCAACUGCACUCUUCUCAAUGCCAAGACAACCAGGGCUGCAGUGCAAACGGGCCUUUACUGGUUCCUGUCCCUCUUCCUCAUCAUCCUCUUCCUCCUCAGCUGACUCUCCUUGUCUGCUAUGAAACACCAACAUUAACAAGCUUGAUAAAAUUUAACAAAGAAUUCAUGAAAAUCAACUUAAGGAAAUUGCUAAACACUCAUUAAUUGAAUUAUGGACUUAAAAUCUGCAUGCUAAGAAGAAUCUAAACACCCUGAAGUUUUUCUGUUGGCUCUGGAGAAACGUGGAUUUUUCUGGUCCUGAACUGAAGUUGGAUGAUGGAGUCAUGUGGCAGAGCUGCUGGGGUCGUCAGACCGACCCGGCAUCGCUGUGAAUCUGGGUAGUGAUGCUGUGGGCUGUGCUGCCGGGUCGCUCUCUGAUCUGAGCUCAUUCUCUGGCUGAACGUUUCCAACAUGGCCGAUAGUUUUAAUCCUCUUUCCUCUGAUGACGGGUCAACAUUUGGUUGCCUCGGGUCGGUCGCCGCAGCAACAUCAAAUAUCCUUGAUUUAUUGACACCAAGCUGGUUCUGUUGGUUCUGCAGAACCAGGAACCCACCGCUUGUUGUCCCAGCAGGAUUUCUGCUGUUGCCCGGGUUACAGAGACGACCUGGACUGAAGCUGAUGGAUGCUGAGAGCUGAGUUCGGGUCAGAACCAUCAGAAGGUUCUUCCCACUGGUGUUGGAUCUGAGUCUAGUCCUGGUCUCAUCGUUGGAGUGCAGCUGGUCAGAGCAACAUGCAGCGGCUGCAUGGCGGCAUCAGAUGGAGCUCAGCAUGAUGCUGCCACCACCAGUACAGCUGGUGGGUCUUUCUGAGCCUGUAGUUAGUUUUCUGUUGUUUGGGUUUCCUCCGGUGCUGAAGCUUCUUUCCAGCUGCAGCUCCGUCGCUGUCCUGGACUUCAGCCUCCAACUGGCUGAGACGGCGGAUGAAGGACGUUUCCUCCUCUCACGAUUUCUGUUCUUUCCUCCUCAAUAUUUUUCACAGUAAAUAAAAAUGUCUGUAAUAAAUCAGAUUCACUGUUUAAUAAACUGCACAUUAAUUUAAGGAUCUAAAUUCCCUGUUUUGUAUUUUCAGGGUUUCUCUGAUGCAAUCUGGGCUGAUUUCCUGUUCAACAUUCAGCAGAACCGUCAGAAUGUGGUGAAAACGGCUGUAGUGAUCAGAACCGACACGUUCAGACAAAACUGAAAUGUUAGAGAUUUAUUGUUCAUCUGCAGCUGUGAUCCACCCAGCAGGAAGCAGCAGAGGAUCCUGACUGAGCUAAAAUGGCUGCUUUCGUUCAGAGGCGGCCAUGUUUGAUGCUGGAGGGGAAAUAAGGCUUCACUGCUGCAAGUCGUCACCAUCAGGAAAAAUCCAGAAAAUAAAACCCUUCGUCCGAAACGCUGCUACGAGAGUCUGACGACUAUUAAAAACAGAGAUCAGGGAAGUCUGUCAACUCCAGGCCAGCAGUGUCACAGAUUCCCAUUCAAGGAUUUUGCCGCCGGGUCCAGGAUGAAUCAUGGAUCAUCUGGGAUCAUCUGACCAAUCAGCGGAUCCGGAAAUACCACAACACCUUCUAUCGUCAAAGAAAACUUCUGAAUUGGUUGGAGAUUCAGCCAAACAAUCUUCACUCUGAUAGAACUGGAUUAUUAUUUUAGUUUUUUCCCUUUCAUCAUCAGCAAGAACCCUUCUGGACUUCAUUAACUGGUCCGGCCGAGUCCCGUGGUGGCUCAUGAAGGCCCAGGUGGCCGUGGCGAUGGCCGUCAUCAGAAGCAGACCCCCCGGUGUGAGCAGCCGACAGCACAGCGAGGCUUUGGGCCGCACACUGAGGCGGCAGGACGGCGCGUGGCGGGAGCGGGCCCAGGCGCUACAGCAGGAGGUGCUGAGGCUGCAGCAGGAGCUGCUGGUCUCCAGGGCAACGGACAACACAAACCGCAGCUGGGAGACGGCAGACGGAGCCAUCAUGGAGGAUCUGUCUCAGGAUCUGUUUGGUCCAGGAAGUCCAGCUUUCAGUGCCGAUCCUCCCCCAGACCGUGACUCAGAGACUCCUGACCUCCUGCUGCAUUCCCCUCCUCCUCUUCCUCCUCCUCCCUCCAGACUCCAGAGCGAUCCCUGGAGCGACGCGCUGCUGCCUCACAUGCGGUUCCUUCAGUCUCUGUGUUCCCUGCAGCGCCUCGACGGCAGCAGCGCGGCUCUGGCCCCAGAGGGCCACGGCGACUCAGCGGCAUCAGAAACCGUCUUCCUGCUCUUGGACAGCGUGGCGGCGGCCUGCAGGGCCCCCCCGCCGCCGGGGCUCCCCGACUUGCUGCCCCAGGCCUGCCGGGUGGCGUCCCGGGCCUUGGACCUCCUGUGCUCCGGGCGGCCGUCCGCGGACCUGCGGAGACGCCUGGAGGAAGCGCUGAGGGAGCUGACCCGGACGCUGCUGCACAGCCAGCGGCCUGGCAGGGCUGCAGAGAAGCUGAAGGAGUCCCUGGUUGCUCUGGGGAGCAGCAGCGUAUCAAAGUCCUUCCUCGUCUGUCUCAUCCUGUCGGAGAUCGGCUCUCUGGCUGAGCAGCUCUGGCAGACCUCCCAGGUGCAGGAGAGCUCAGCGCUCCGGACCUUUCCCCUGGACCGGUACCAGAACUCCUGCCACCUGCUGUGGGUUCUGGAGAGGCUCCUGCCGGGUCCGGACCCGGCCCGGCGGAGGCCGGAGCUGGAGGCGGCCCAGACGGCCUUCCUGCAUCGCUUGGAGCUCCUCGUCUUCCUGCUGUGGGACGAGUUUCCUCUUUUCUCCGUCUUGAUGUGGCGCAUCGGAAAGCUGCUGGUUUAGAAAUGGAUUAAAUUCAUGAAUCUGC